AUGCCGAUCAACCAACCCUCCAACCAGAUUAAAUUCACGAAUGUGUCGGUUGUUCGACUAAAGAAAGGCAAAAAGCGAUUUGAGCUCGCCUGCUACAAGAACAAAUUGCUCGAAUACCGAUCCGGGGCCGAGAAAGAUCUCGAUAACGUCCUCCAAGUCCCCACAGUCUUCCUAUCAGUAUCAAAGGCACAGACAGCUCCAUCUGCCGAGCUCGCAAAGGCCUUCGGUCCCGAUACCCCCAGGGAUGAAGUGCUGCAGGAGAUUCUUCGCAAGGGCGAGGUGCAGGUCGGCGAACGCGAGCGCAAGGACAUUCUUGAACGAGUAGAGAAGGAAGUGCUGGAUAUUGUGUCUGGACGGCUCGUCGAUCCAAAUACGAAGCGGGUAUACACGUCGGGCAUGAUCUCCAAAGCACUGGACCAGCUGAGCUCGGCCAGUGGUCAGGUGCAACAAGGAGAUGCGAAUGCAACCGGAGAGGAGCAGCCGAAGAAGCCUCUGUGGACUGGUGUUUCUUCCAACCGAUCGGCGAAGAGUCAGGCACUUGAUGCUAUGAAGGCCCUCAUUGCGUGGCAGCCUAUUCCUGUGAUGCGAGCGCGAAUGCGCCUUCGCGUUACUUGUCCUGUGUCAUUGCUGAAGCAAUCUGUUAAGGCGGCUCCGAGUUCUGCACCUGCCAAGGAAGAAAAGGUGCCGUCCAAAGGCAACAAGAAGGGAAACAAGGGAACCAAGAAGUCCAAGCGGAAUGAAUCCGAUGAUGAGGCUAGCGGGUCCGGCCCCGAAGCUGCGACCAAGGCCCCUGGCACGGUGAAGGACAAGAUUUUGAACUACAUCGAAGCGAUUGAGUCACAGGAAAUUAGCGGUGAUGAGUGGGAAGUGGUGGGCUUUGCUGAGCCGGGGGCGUUCAAGGGACUGAACGAUUUCAUCGGUAACGAGACUCGCGGGCGAGGACGAGUGGAGGUGUUGGACAUGUCGGUGACCCACGAGGAUUGA
Penicillium canariense is the source of this 984-nucleotide messenger RNA. RefSeq names its product guanine nucleotide exchange factor SDO1. The coding region runs from base 1 to 984 and encodes 327 amino acids. The transcript has 2 exons. The record is from RefSeq and is a predicted model, not a curated record. Gene Ontology annotation, biological process: ribosome biogenesis. Lineage: Eukaryota; Fungi; Ascomycota; Eurotiomycetes; Eurotiales; Aspergillaceae.